This is a messenger RNA of Triticum turgidum subsp. durum (durum wheat), 873 nucleotides long. Lineage: Eukaryota; Viridiplantae; Streptophyta; Magnoliopsida; Poales; Poaceae. The record is from the annotation of a GenBank genome assembly.
AUGCUCUUGACUCAUCAAUUCGCAACCACCGCUUCGACCUCCAUGUCGUCAGCGUGGCGGCGCUCGGUGAGGCGCCGCGCGCCCGUGAGCGACCGGGAGGUGGGCCGGCGGGAGCUGGGUCGUAGGGUGGAGGAGCUGGAGGAGGCGGUCGAGGGGCUUCGUGGGGAGAAGAAUGCGGCGGAGACAGACGAAGCGGCGCUGUGCGCUGAGCUGAACGCGGAGCGCGGUGCGGCGGAGUCCGCGGCGCGCGAGACCAUGUUGAUGAUCGAGCGGCUGCAGCGGGAGAAGGCGGCCGCUCUCCUGGAAGCGCGUCAGUUCCGCCGACUGGCCGAGGGACGCGUCGAGCGCGACCGGCAGCUCCACAACGAGCUCGCGUCGCUAUCAGCCCUCGCCGGCGGUUACCUCGCCCUCCUUCACGCCCACGGCAUCCGCCCCGCCGACGAGAACUGUUACCACGAGGAGGAGCGUCCCGGGGAACACAUCGAACCGGAGGUCUACAGGGAGAGUAGCGGCGCCGGCGGCGAGAGUGGCAUGAAUGUCAUGGUGAUCAAGAAGUCGGUCCCGCCGCCUCCUGCGGAGGAGUUGGAGUACACGAAAGACAUGGGGUGCGCGGCCGCGACGAAGGCUGUGGCUGUGGAGUACACGGAAGAGGAGCGCGUGGAUGGUGCUCUGGAGCUGUACGCGAGGGUGGAGGCGCUGGAGGCGGACAGGGCGGCCACGCGGAGGGGGGUGGCGGCGCUGCGAGCCGAGCCAGCGCGAGUGGUGCUAGCAAGGGAGAUGGCACGGCGCCUGUGCCGUGAAUCCGCGGCCGUCACGAUGGUGCAGAAGCCGCGUUUCUCCGUGGUCGCCAUUUGCAAGGUACUUACUUACUAG